UUUUUCCCCCGGAGCUGAGGACCGAACCGGCCUUGCGCUUGCUAGGCAAGCGCUCUACCACUGAGCUAAAUCCCCAACCCCUAACUUGGCUAUUUUUAAAGUUCUGCUUGCAAAGUAAGUUUUAGGUUCUAACAGUCAUUAGAUAUAGGGUCUGAAUAUAAGGUCUAAAAAAAUCUAGAUAUGGACAUAGUUCUUGAACAUACAUCAUUUAAGUCAUCACAGGGUGGGAGAAAUUCAAAGGAGAGUGAAACAAGCCAUAGGUGAGGGCAGGCGGCCUUUUCUCUAGAACUUGUCAAGUCUCAUGUAUUCCUUUGUUUGCCCUCAUUUGGGGAUGUACAGCCUGAAUGGAGUUCACUUGGGUCUCAUCUACACCGUAGCUUUCUCUGAAUUUACAAAUCUAUAUGGAAAACUUGGAGGCUCAUGCCCACCUUUCUACCCCACCAAAUUGCUCCAAGUACAUGGCUCACAGAAGGCACCACCCAUCAUUAAUAUGUUUUGUGGAGCUCAGCAUUCCUCCUACAUAACACUCCUUCCCACUUAUCUACUUUCUAAUUUCCUGGACCCCACCAAGGUUCUGGCUUUCCCUUUGUUCCCCUAAUUCAACUCCUCCACUUUGUUAUGCAAGGCAAUUUAACUCUCUUUCCAUUUACUCUGCCCCAGGCUUACCUUUGCAUGGUCAAAGACUCAUUAAUGUCUGCAUAAAACAAAGCACCAUUUAUGCAAGAUGCAAGGCAUAAUCACUGGUGUAGGUUCUCUCUCUCUCUCUCUCUCUCUCUCUCUCUCUUUCUCUCUUUCUCUCUCUCUCUCCUCUUCCUCCUCAAGUUGUAUGGACAGUGUUCUUCAGGAAUGAUUAAGUGCUAUACUCUGGAUGUUAACUAAUCUUUUACUUCUUUUCUGUUACAAACAUUUCCUUGACAUAUAUUUCUUUUAAACAUGUCUUUAAUACUGUGGUUCUCAAACAUUUUAAUUUCAGAAAACUUUUACAUUCCUACAAAUUUGUGCAGGGCCUUAAACAAUCGUUGCUUGCAUGGGUUUUAUCUAUUGAUAGUUACUUUAUUGGAAAUAAAAUGGGAAACUUAGAAAUAUUUAUCUGCCUAAAGUAAUCAGGAUACAUCUAUUGCACAUUAACAUAAACAUCUUCAUAGAAAAAUAGUUUUCAAAACAAUAAAAGACUGGGUAAGAAGAACUGGCACGCGCAUCUUUGCAAUUCUCUUUUAAGUCUGGCUUAAUGGAAAACAGCUGCCCUGCAUUUAGCCUAUUGUUAGAUCAGUGUCUCUGGGAAACCCAGCCACACAGCUGAUCAGAACACACAGAUGUAAAGGCCAAUAUGAGCCUGGAAUUAUUACAAAACUCGCUUUUCAUCUCCAUGACAGCUAAAAACCCAAUUUUAGCACACAUCAUAGUGUGCUUCCUUUUAUAAGGAAAACAAAAUCCAGAAAAGUUGAUACUGAAAUAAGACUAAACCAUGGGGGUCACACUCCUGGACAAGAAAACUCCAGGCAACUAUGGCUGCUGAGAGAGGAAGAGUUAGCCUAUCCCUCUAAUUGGUUGUCCAAUACGAAAUGAUAAUCCCUGAAAUCAUACACACAUAAACAGUUUCAGCAGAUUGUGCUUGCAUAGCCAUGGAUACUUACAUAUAUAUGCAACAAUUACAAUUAAGGAAGAAGAGGCUAUAAAUUUGAGACUGAGUUGGGAGACAUGGAAGAAAUCAGAGGGAGAGGAUUGGAGGCUGGAGAGAGAAAAGGGAAGGAGAGAAAGUGGCAUAAUUGUAUUUUUAAUUAAAGGUGUACACAAAAUAAAAUAAACCAUGAACAAAGCGUCCAGAAAAAUUUUAUUAGCUGACUUUAGUCAAGUUAAGUAACUCUCUUCUUUUCAAUUUCCUCCUUUCUCUAUAAUAACUAUGACUCAAGAGAGCGCUUUUCAAAACUACUUAUUUAGGAGGAACAUAACACAGUUAUCAUCAAGCUCAGUAUGCUUCACUUUUCUCUGGCUCUCAUAACUUCCUGCUCUCCAUAUCCCCCCGCUCAGGGAUCUCUGCUCUAAGCCUCUUCUACACCAUAAGUAAAAAAGACUGAGGACAAUAAUAUUAUCAUCAACUGCAGCAUUUACGGGCUGCGUAGUAAGAGUUAAACAACAUGAGAAUGCGCAUUCUGUUUAAUUUUCUGUGCAUUCUAGGAAGGUGCUAGCUUCACUUUACCGAACUGGCUGAAGGUUUAAGAAGAGAGCCCUCUGGACUCUACCUCUAUACACUUACCCUUUCCUAGUACAAGCACCCAGACGGUCAUAGUUCAUUGCUUCUUAAGUGGAUCCCUAGACGACAUAGGUCAAAGGUGUUAACACUCCCCACCUGUCAACCAAACCUCACGCCUGUCUUCUAAAGAAUCAUACGUGAGCGAUCUUUCUAGUUUCCUGAUGCUUCCGUUCCUGAAGCCCAGUUUUAGAAACCCUGUGAAACUUCCAAGCGUCUGACCCCGCUGAAGUUUGCAGUGAGGAGAAAGAGGUGCUGAUGCACUGCGGGUAGCUGUCUGGAACGGAGAUUCCCUGCGCUGGGCCGAGGCCGGAACCUUUCUCUACUCGACGCAGUACACGGGCUGAGAGCGGAACCUUCCUUUUCUGCUCACAGUUCCCAGGCGGAAGCGAAAUCGGAACGUCCCUCAGCGACCGAGCUCUUGCUGGGGUCGCUUGCUGCUGACGUGUGCCGACCGGCUUCGGGCCGCGGCGCGGGUCGCUAUGGCGGUGGACAUCACACUGCUCUUCAGGGCUAGCGUCAAGACAGUGAAGACGCGGAAUAAGGCUCUUGGAGUGGCCGUGGGUGGUGGAGCCGAUGGCAGCCGAGACGAGCUGUUCCGCAGAAGCCCUCGGCCCAAGGGAGACUUCUCCAGCCGGGCCCGUGAAGUGAUUUCUCAUAUUGGGAAGCUGAGAGAUUUUCUCCUGGAACACAGGAAGGAGUACAUUAAUGCCUACAGCCACACCAUGUCUGAAUAUGGGAGGAUGACAGACACAGAGCGAGACCAGAUAGACCAGGAUGCUCAGAUAUUCAUGCGGACCUGUAAAGACGCAAUUCAGCAACUCAGAACAGAAGCCCACAAGGAGAUUCAUUCCCAGCAAGUGAAGGAACACAGGACUGCAGUUUUGGAUUUCGUUGAAGAUUACUUAAAAAGAGUGUGUAAGCUUUACUCUGAACAGAGAGCCAUCCGAGUGAAACGCGUGGUGGAUAAGAAAAGACUGGCAACCUCCGUGCAUGCAGGGACUAAGCACUGUGCUGUGGCUGGAAUGCAGAAGGCCAUAUACUGUCAACAUGGAACCUUCACACUAAGAUCUAAGCUGGAGCCUGAGCCUCAUACAAAGAGGAAAGAACCCGCAUCUGAGAAAUCCUCUCACAAUGCUUCCCAGGACUCUGAAGAAAAGCCUGCUGCUGAGGACUUGCCAGAAAAGCCUUUGGCUGAAUCACAGCCCGAAUUGGGAACCUGGGGCGAUGGCAAGGGUGAAGAUGAGCUGUCUCCAGAAGAGAUACAGAUGUUUGAACAAGAAAAUCAACGACUCAUUGGUGAAAUGAACAGCUUGUUUGACGAAGUGAGGCAAAUCGAAGGGAAAGUCGUUGAAAUUUCGAGACUCCAAGAGAUAUUCACUGAAAAGGUUUUACAACAGGAAACCGAGAUCGACAGCAUUCACCAGUUAGUUGUGGGGGCAACUGAAAAUAUUAAGGAAGGCAACGAAGACAUACGAGAGGCCAUCAAAAACAACGCAGGCUUCCGAGUGUGGAUCCUCUUCUUCCUCGUGAUGUGUUCCUUUUCCUUGCUCUUCCUCGACUGGUAUGACAGCUAGCCCACCAGGGCCUGGCCUGCACCACUGCCCUGGACAGACCACGUGCCAGCGUGUGCCUCAUCUGCUGUGGGGUUGCGUAAGGCCCAAGGGCUGGGAAAGCAUGGCCCCCAAACCAACCUGUGCACCUCAGGACCUGGAAAUACAUGGACUGCCAGUGCCCUGUAUGCUCUUCAGGGUGCAAGAUAAAGGUAGUCAGGAGCUGCACUGUCAGGACAGGCCACAUGCAUGGUGGAGGCUGAGCAACGCAAGGAUACAGCACGCCUCCUGUCCCCAUCUCCUGCCUUUCCCACACCAGUAGCUUCAGGGAAGAACAUGCCUACUGUUUCUAAAAUCGUUAGUUCUUAUUUCCUUGUGGCAUCUAAUGUGUGCCGGCUUAUAUGUGGCCGAUAUGUGGCUGAUAUAUUUUGUCACCAUUUUGUCACAGAAAAUAUUCACAUCUGCCUUGUCAAGCUAAUAAACGCAAUUACAGCCAUA
Messenger RNA from Rattus norvegicus (Norway rat), 4299 nucleotides. The record is from RefSeq and is a predicted model, not a curated record. Lineage: Eukaryota; Metazoa; Chordata; Mammalia; Rodentia; Muridae.